CUCUUGGGCUCUUCGUACACCCGCACACCCAGCUUGACAACUCGACUUUGCGUUUUGUACCGAACCUGCAAAGUAUCACCUCUGUCGGUUUAUCAACGCACUUUUCUUUGACCCACCGACCGUCGCGACAUCUGAGUACCAACAACAAAGCCGCAAUCAUGCCUUCCGCGGCGGCUCCGAACGGCGUCGCUUCGUCCGAAUACGACCUGAUGCUCAAACUCGCUCAGCAUCUUGACCGGCACAUGAUUUUUCCCCUGCUCGAGUUCAACGCCGGCCAACUAGUCGACGACGAAAGCGGUGAGGUCAGAGAUGAGGCCAAGGCGCGCGAGAUUACGCAGGCCAAGUACUCGCUGCUUAAAAAGACCAACAUGACCGACUACGUGGCCAACCUCUAUUGCGAGCUGGAGGGCUUGCAGGAGCCGCCUGCCGAGUUUGCCGACAAGAAGCAGAAGGUGUUCAGCCAGCUGCAGAAGUACGAGCAGGAAACGAGCAAAAUCAUCGAGCUUCUCGAGCGGGACGAUGUCGUAAACAACCUGAGGAGCGACAAAGUGGCCAACCUGGAAUACUUGAAGCGGGAGCACGAGGUCACGAUGGACAUGGUCAACGCGCUCUUCGACUUGGGCAACCUCCAAUACAGCUGCGGCAACUACGCCGAUGCGUCCGAGAUGCUGUACCGGUUCCGCGUUCUUUCGACCGACAACGACAAGGUGGCGUAUGCAACAUGGGGUAGGCUUGCCUGCGAAAUCCUAACUAUGAACUGGGAAUCGGCUAUGGAGGAGCUGCAGAAGGUGCGCGAGACCAUCGACUCGAAGCUCUCACAAAAUCCGCUGGCCCAGCUGCAACACCGGACCGCCCUCACUCACUGGGCCCUGUUCCCUCUCUUCAACUUCGAGAAGGCGCGGGAGCCGAUCCUCGAGCUGUUUUUCAACGCUGGUUUCAUCAACUCGAUCCAGGCCAACUGCCCUUGGAUCCUGAGGUACCUCGUCGUGGCCGUCAUCACGAACCGCGGCCGUGCCAAGAACCUGGGCGUGCACCAGAAGCAAAUGAAGGACAUCGUCCGCAUCGUUAAGCAGGAAGCGUACGAAUACCAGGAUCCCGUCACCCGGUUUGUCCACGCCCUGUGCAUCGACUUCGACUUCGAGGAGGCCCAGCGACAGUUGGUGCUGGCCGAGGAGGUCCUCCGGAGCGACUUUUUCCUGCUCGCCCACGCCGACGACUUUGUCGACUCGGCCCGGCACCUAAUAUUCGAGAGCUACUGCAAGAUCCAUGCCCGCAUCUCGCUCACGGACCUGAGCGCCCGACUCGGCCUGGAUGCGGACGCGGCCGAGAAGUGGAUCGUCAACCUGAUCCGCGACACCAGGCUCGAUGCCAAGAUUGAUUACAAGGAGGGCACAGUCGUCAUGAACCACCCGCCAAGCUCGGUGUAUCAGCAGGUCAUCGAGAAGACUAAGGGCGGCUUCUUUAGGACACAGGUCCUCAGCGCGGCGGUUGCGAAAUAAGAGGAGCGAUCGAUGGUGGCUGAGGAGAAAACCUGAGGCACCCAAGCAAGUACUCAGGGAGGGAGGGUACUAUUCGCUGUAUCAGGCUGGUUAUCAUUAGGUCGGGCAGCCAUAUGAUCCAGGUUUUGACGCGCAGCGGCUUGCAGCAGGGCGGGGUGACUGAGGAUGUACUUAUACCUAGGCGGCGCAUGAAAAGGUUAUGAUUAAUGGCUCAAUCCUUAAGACUCGGCGUUGACAAACAUGUGUCCUGUUUGCCUUGUUUCCCUUCACAGUUCCCCGGCUCUCAUGACUGAUGGUUGAUAAUAACGGCCUCGACAACCGAUCAGAUGAGGGCCUCGGUUUACUCCAUACCACUUUCUACUCAUACCUAAGGACGCCAGUCUAUAACGUUACAAUGCUGUCGUUAUCA
This is a messenger RNA of Parathielavia appendiculata, 1908 nucleotides long. Its product is annotated as eukaryotic translation initiation factor 3, subunit 6. Gene Ontology annotation, biological process: translational initiation. Lineage: Eukaryota; Fungi; Ascomycota; Sordariomycetes; Sordariales; Chaetomiaceae. Bases 159 to 1499 code for a protein of 446 amino acids. The record is from RefSeq and is a predicted model, not a curated record. Gene Ontology annotation, cellular component: nucleus; eukaryotic translation initiation factor 3 complex; cytoplasm. The transcript is spliced from 2 exons. Gene Ontology annotation, molecular function: translation initiation factor activity.